Pisolithus orientalis is the source of this 1851-nucleotide messenger RNA. RefSeq lists its product as uncharacterized. NCBI's taxonomy places the organism in Eukaryota, Fungi, Basidiomycota, Agaricomycetes, Boletales, Pisolithaceae. The coding region runs from base 1 to 1851 and encodes 616 amino acids. The record is from RefSeq and is a predicted model, not a curated record. The transcript has 4 exons.
AUGGUCAAGCUGUCGCUCAUCUCCCCAAAAGGCAAUCAGGGCGUCCGCUACUUCCCCCACCACGGCUACCUCGGGUUGACUCCAGUCAAAGUCGAAGGGCUUGUCAGAACCAACGUAGAGCAGGAUGGAAAACCUGUCCUAGCGAAGGACGUCACCGUGGCUGUGCGCUGCUACGAGGCUCGGCAUGGUCGUUUUGGAGCCGUUCACUUGAAUGUCCUCUCCGAGCACGUCCUCACUUUGUGGCACAAAGACGACAAUCAGGACUGGUCGGAAAUACGGGACAGCGAAUACCCCUUUCGAUUGUCCGUCCCCUCUAAUGUCGCUGCACCCAGCGUGGCUCUCUACUCUCAAGAAUAUCGCAUAUUCUGGCGCGUAGAGGCAGUCUUGAACCAUGUUCCUAUAGCCGGCGUUGGCUCCCGUCAAGUCAAAUAUUUUGAACUACCCCUCAUUCGCUACAAUUUACCCAUCCACUCAUCCCCCUCAAUACUCGCCCCCUCUCCAUGGCAUACCACUCAUUUAUCCACGUCCAGGUCACGUGGUGUACCAUUGCGCUAUUGUAUUCUCGUUCCCCCAAAUCCAAUCGGUCCUCUUGACAUAGUUACCAUCCAACUCACCGUACAGCCUCCUGAUCAAUCUGUCUCCAUUCGCAGUGCUUCUGCUCUCGUUGAAAGACGCAUAUAUUUCAGCGAAAUACCCUCCAUUUCCCAUCCAUCCACAGAGUCUAUUCCUGCUUCGUCAUUCUCCAAUUGUAGCCCUGAACUGUACCCAGGUGUCGGUGCAUCAUCGCAGAAUUUACAUGCAGCGUCAUCGUCCUCUCUGUACUCUGACUGUCCUUCUCGCCCUCUUCUGCAAGACCACCCUCGUACUCCCGACGAGGCUCCAUCCUUCCCUCCUAGUGAUCGGGCGAUCACGCAUAUAUUUGCGCAUUCUGAGUCAUCCGCGCAUUUCGUUCGAGUCGCCGACGGGAUAUGGAAACAGAAUUUUACAUUUUCUUGGCCCGAAACCAAGUCUAAUAGUAGAUGGUCCGUAGGAGAAACCAUGCAAACAGAGAUGGCUACCGUUAAAUUUUUUCUUCGCGUCAAGUUAAUUGUUUCGUCGCCGUCGUGUAGUGCAGAGACCGUCGAGCUCGACAACAGGGAACUCGCUGUUGUCUCGACUAACGAUUCUCAGAGGCAGACCGCCCUUGCAAGAUACAACGAGUCGGGUCGACACAAGUCCAAAUCACCGCGUUCCUCUAACCGCGAACGCCGUGCGGAACAUGCUGAUCAACUUCCAUCACCUCAGGCCAGUUCCAAUUCAUCACAAGAAGGACCAUUUUCUGCCCCGCCCCGUCACCCCAGCGAUUCCCGUCUUGGACACACCUACAAGUUUUCAUCGGCAUCUGACCCUCACGCUCAGAACGACAAUCACAAGGCUAAACGAUCCCGCAGGCCACAUACUUCUGCAGGGCCACGCGAUAAACCUGACGGGUUUGUGAUGCGUAGUUACGAACCCGUUCCAAGUCAAACGUCUUCCGUUUCUACUGGAGCUCGUAGUCCAACUUUGGUGGCGCCAACCUUACGCUCUUGUUGGCGGCAAAAAUGGCCGGAGGUACCGCGUCUGGGAUCUAGAUCCUCCUCCAACCCUGAUGGCCAUGACAACUCGAAGGGAGUUUCCCAGCGUGACCAGGGUGGCCGUUUGCACGAGCAUAUGGACCAAGUUGAAAUUCGUGCGUGGGAGGAAGAGCCUGUCCGGAUUGAAUCGGCAAACCAAAAGAAGGGCACAGCCAAUGUGCUCGGUUUUAUCUCCCAACGCAAGCGAUCGUCGGGGAUACUGUCCGCCAUACGAACAGUUUUACCUACUGGGGGAUGA